AUGGUCGAUGUCGGGGUGCCCGCGAGGUGGCCGCCCGAGAAACAGUACCCGACGAAGCGCGGAAGGCCGCCCAGCAUAAGACAGCUCGUGGCGGACGAGCAGGCCGCGGCACUAGCCAAGAGGGUCCGCACGCACAUCCCGGCGACGUGGAGCGGGGCACCGCUCCUGCGCGGCCCCUCGAAGAUCCCGGUCGUGCCCUCGCCGCCGGUGCAGAAGCCGCAGGCCAGGGCGCAGGCGCGGCAGCAGCAGGCGGCGACGAGGCUGCCGACGCCCGCACCGGUACACACGGCGCGAGCGAGGAAGGGCGUCGCAGGGGCCGUCGCGGCAGGGGGGAGGAACGGCGUGGGGUCGUGCGCCGUCGCCGCGCCUCGCCCGCCAGCCUCGCCCAAGGCGCGAGCGCAGCAGGACGGCAUCACACCGCGGUCGAGCCGGCGGACGAGCUCGGCCCCGCUGCCCGCCUUCACACCACGGAAGCAGGUUGCGUCCCCCCGGAGAGCAUGCGAAGAAAGCGCACGGCGGGAGGGCGUGAUUCCGAGCGUCAAUGACGGACCCACAGCCAGUUCGCUGGGCACUCCAACUGUUGGGGUGCCAUCACCGAAGGCUGAUCAAGGGCCACGGCUUCAACCGCAGCAAGAUGCUCUACCAGGCAAAUCCUGUAUAAGGGAAAUGGCAGGCACUGUCAAUCCCCUUUUCAGCGAAUCUCCAGAUGUUUACCCUGUGACAGAGGACAGGUGGGGUGCUGCAGGUCAAUCGACAAUUUGGCAUAAGGACAUGACGAUUUUGUCCUUGCUUGUGUUGUUCUUUUAA
Molecule: messenger RNA, 807 nt
Organism: Ostreobium quekettii
Lineage: Eukaryota; Viridiplantae; Chlorophyta; Ulvophyceae; Bryopsidales; Ostreobiaceae
Source: the annotation of a GenBank genome assembly